CAGGCAUCGCGGGGUCCCCGAGCCCACCGAGCAUCGCGACUCCACGCACAUCCGCACCGUCCGAUUGACUUCACAUCCUUCGGCCGCGGUGACACGACGCCCGCCCCUCUCAAGCCACGACUCGCGACAGCACCGAACGCUGCCGGUCCACGAGACCGGCACGGCACGCAGCCGGCCCUGCGAGACGCCAACUCCGGCACCGGUACCGACUGGACACAGCCGGACGGCAGCUCUUAGAGAGUCGGACUGGGUGAGUAGGCUGUGCGGCUGCUGUAUCUGGUCUCUUGGAGGAAGAUCAUGUCACAAUCCGGUGGGAUUUAGGCCCAUCGUCCUCGAUAAUAGAAUGUCUGUACUGGUUAAAUAA
Protopolystoma xenopodis is the source of this 364-nucleotide messenger RNA. The record is from the annotation of a GenBank genome assembly. Lineage: Eukaryota; Metazoa; Platyhelminthes; Monogenea; Polystomatidea; Polystomatidae.